Molecule: messenger RNA, 8203 nt
Organism: Anastrepha ludens (Mexican fruit fly)
Lineage: Eukaryota; Metazoa; Arthropoda; Insecta; Diptera; Tephritidae
Product: pneumococcal serine-rich repeat protein
Exons: 12
Coding region: 463-7203 (2246 amino acids)
Source: RefSeq, a predicted model, not a curated record
AGGAACAACUUUUACUGAAUAGGCGAAAGAGCAUUUCACAUAAGUAAGAAGAAACUUUGCUAGCAGAACAACAACAAACGUGAAAAUUAGAGCGUGAACUGGUCAGUCGCCACUCUACAUACAUCUGUACAUAUCUCGCGCUCGCCACAGAUUCAGUAGCCGCAAACGCUCAACUAAAUAAAUGCAAUGCGCGUGUAGCGUAAAUUAUUAUUAUGAUAAUAAAUUAAGCUUGCCAUUAAUUUAGAAGCAAAACGAAGAAGUAGAGAAGCAGAAGCAGAGAUAGCAAAGCAAAAGCACAACGCAAAGCAACGGACUAAAGUAGAAAAGAAUCGCAGCAGAAGUAGUGUAACUAGCAAACGCAGAGCGCAUACCAACUCAACGCAUUGUAGCAUGCAAAAACAAUAAUAAUAACAACAACAACUUUAGCACUAAAUUGUGAAUUGAAAAUAUAAUUAUAAUAAAAUGGAAGUAGCCACCACAAACAAUCAUCAUCACAAUCAUCAUCAUCUUGGACAUCAACUGCAUCAUCCAGCGCAUCGCUUGCCAAUGGCUAAGCAGUCGCAACCGCAGCAGCAGCAACAGCAGCUACAGCAACAACAAAACAAUCUUAGUCUCACAAUCACUACACCAGCCACAGCCACAGAUGAUGCGUCAGGCAAUGGCAAUGUUGGCAAGAGCAGUUCGCCACGUUCACCCUUUCAACGUGAGGUGCGUGAAUGGCAACGCAUCGAUCCAGAUACGGGCGCUUUGCUUAGCGGCCGUUUAGAGGCCGAUCGCUGGAUUAAUGGGCCGUUGAAUAGUUACGGAAAGAUAUCCGAUUCCCAAAACAUCUCACAGCCGAAUGGCACCCAACACACACAGCGCAAACAGCUCGAAGUGUUGCAGAAGCGCACGCCCAACGGUGCCGUUCAAGUCAUACGCGCCCAAACCGUACAAACCUCCUCAUCCCGCUCAUGGUCCUCGUCCAAUUCCAAUUCCGCCUCCACAUCUGCCUCAGCUUCCGCCUCGGCAUCGCCUAUUUGCAUGACAAGCAAUGGUGGUGUUGGUGGUGGCGUUAGCGGUGGCGGACGUAGCAUCUUACACAAUCACAAUCACACUCACAACAACAACCACAAUCAUUUUCAUAGCACAUUACAACAGCAUUUAGCUGAAGCAAAUACCCAUUGGCUGCAACUAUCGCCGCCAACCAUCGCCGCCACGGUGGACAUCAGCGAAGUGAGCACUGAUGAUGAUCUCGAAAAGGCAGCAGCUGCAAAUGCCACGACAACGACUGAGACAGCAUACAUUGUUGAUGAUGGCGAGACAGAUGACGAUGCGCCAUGCGAUUAUUCAAUUAGUCGUAGUGGCAGUGCAGGCGAUGCAGGCAGCAAAGGUCAGAUGGUGAGCAGUGUUGCGACGCUGCUGCCACAGCCUUUGUCGUCAUCGUCAUCGGCGUCGACAUUGCAUUCGCAGUCGUCAGCGCGACUCUUACCAGAUACGGCGCCAAGUUUGAAAUUGAGUAAUCUCAUGAAAAGCAGCAGCGGCGGCAGCAACAGCAGCAGCAACAACUCAGUAACAACAAUGAACACCCACAAGCGAGCCGUUGGUAAGGUGAGCCUACAUGCAAUUGUUGGCAGUGGCGGCGUUGACAACAACAGUAGAGCCACGAGAAGCGAAGCAAUAAAGUCACCAAAAAGCAACACAGCAACAACAAAGCAUAGUUCGAAUGGUGCAGUGACUGGUACAAAAACAUGGCAGCAGCAGCAGCAGCAGCCACAACGCAGCGCACGUCAUUUGGAACAAGCUACUCUAUAUGGCCAAAACAGCAAUUCAGCCAAAUCGCGCGUAGGCGUCGCUGAUUGUGAUGAUUGUUGUGCGGCUGUGACUGCUUUGGCUGACGACGCAGAUGAGUCGCAUAUGCCUUGCCACCAACACCAACACCACCGCCACAACCACCAUCACCACCACCACCAGCGUGAGCAACAAGCACAACAACAAACCCUACAAAGUGAACUGGUCGAAGCAACACCAACGCGUCGACGUGACUUGGAAAGUUUCCGGCAUUACGCGGGUUCUGCAGGCGCUGCGCGGCUAACGACGCAGCCAGCAGCAUCAGCGGCGAAUGACAACGCCAAAGACGAUGAUUUACGUUUGUCCACACGCCAGCUACGUCGCCAACAACAACCAUUCGGUGGUCAAUCGUCCAGCACAGCAUUGCUGCAACGUUCGCAUUCCAUCUCCACCGACGACCUCAGCAACGAGUGGGAGUCGAACGAAGCGGUCGCCGAGUCGAAUGAGUGGCGUCGUGUCAGCAAAUUGCGGCGCUCCUUUCAGUCAUCGUCCUCGCCGAACAAUACUUUCAAUACCAGCAGCGAUCAAACGAAGCAGCAAUCGCCAAGCACUGCACGGCGUGUGCCCUUCGAUUUGCCAGGCAGUUCGGUGAGUGUGUCACGCAUGCGCGCCGAACUGGAGAGUGGACGCCGUCUAACUACCGCUAUGCGCAAUAAUCACGUCGAUCUAGCGGCACUCGAGAGUAUACUUCACGGGCCCAAGGAGGUGGUAAAAAUCACAGGUAAUAGCAAACAUAGCACGCUGCUAACAGCCGAGUCACUGAAAGAGAUACGUGGUCGUUUAAAGAAACUAUCGGAUGAGUCAUUGUACAAGGACGAUUUCAUUGCAUAUCAACAACUGCCCGCUGCCGAUGAACAUAUUGAAGUGCAGCAGAGUGUGCGCCGAAAAUUAGCCACACCUCUAAUGCGUCAACUGACACCCGAAGGCUCACCAGAGAUCUCGACACCACCACCACCACUAGCACACCACCAGUCGGCCUUCAAAGCGGUAGGCACACAGCGCGCCUCACCAGAGAGCGGCACUUUAGCGCAGCACGCUGCUACGGGCAACCUCAAACAUCCCUCCAACAGUUUGGAGUCACGUCAAAAAGUCAAAGACACUAACUCGUCAGAGUGGCAUUCGCGUCGCAAAUCGUACGGUUUCGAAAAGAUGUCGCCACCCGAUAGCAAAUCCAUGUUACGCAUGGACGCUUCCACAGAUAGCGGACUGGGACGUUCGGGCGAGCUGGGCAACUGGUCGCCCACCGAAACAACACCAGCCGCUGCACGCGCCACAGUCAUACACUUUGGCGAGCCGGCCAAAACAGUCACACAGCCGCAUUAUCGUGCCGCAAAGUCGCCUGCACGCCGCACACCCGACGAGGACUUGCACAAACGGCAUUCGAUUGCAGUGGACGAGAGUCAAUAUGUGCGUGAGAAUUUACGAAAAACCUCACAGGUGCAUCUGAAUGGUUUCUACGAAUCGCCUGAGGUGCCCAACAUGCAAUUGAGCCGCUAUGAAGGUAAUGCCGAGUGCAAUCCAGGCACCACCACGGGCGCCAAUAUCAACUCUAUACUCUUUCAACGCACGCAGAAUGCGCAAAAACGUGUUGAGUUCUGCAAGACCGAGGUGCAUUUUGCAGCCGAAUCGGGGCGUGUAAAUAUUGUCGAAACGGAUGGUAAGCCACCACCGACAAACAAUUUCCGGCGUCGUCGGCGCACCACAAGUGGACCGCUGCAAAGUCUCACCAAGCCAGCAAGCGCCACUGCGGCAGCCACAACAGCGACAACAACAACAGCAACAACAAGUGCUAAUGUUACACAUUUCGGUGAUGAUCAUCAACGUCACCGCACGAUCGCCAGUUCAGUGGUGGCUUACAAAGCCACCUUGGUGGAACCACCAGGUGUCAGCGAUACAGCAGCAAUGCCAGCCAUCACAAAUGUGACGGUUUCAGUGCAGAAAGUGAGCGGUGACGCACAUGCGGAAGGCUCGCGCGGUAGUUAUGCUUCGACAACGAGUGGCAUCGAUACGACAGACAAUGAAAAUGACGAAAUUGCUGCUAUACGCGGCAUACUAAAAAAUAAGCCGAUCAAGCCGAAACCCUACCAUUUGGGUGAGAACAUCGAUAGUGCGGAUGCUUUGUGGGGCGUGCAGCUGAAGCCAGUAGCGGGCGGCGGUAACGGUGGCAUGAGUGUGCGUGAAAAAGACGACUCACCAACAACCGGUAUAAAUAAAUCCGUGGCGGAGCGUAUACGCAUCGUUGAGAAACGCCAUGAGCACUCGGCGCAAAAUGGUUACUCUACCAAAAUCAAUUUGAGUUUGGAGGAACCGGUGACGUCGACACGCGUCGAUUGGCCAAGCGCAGGUGCUUCCACGUUAAUGCCAAUCACUGACAGAAACCCCAAUCCCAAUGUCUCAAAUCGACGUCCAAGCGCACAAGAGCUCAUACUGCAAGAUCUGCGUGAACAUCAGCGUAUGCUCGACGAGGGGCUCAAGUCCACUUCGCUCAUCAUCAAAACAAUGCGCUCUGCAAAUGAAUUCGAUGAGGCUAUGCGACGUCUGAGCAUAGUCUCAUUGGAAUCGGCUACGGUACCACCCAUUGUUGUGCCCACGCCAAUGUUGCGCUCGAAUAGCUAUCAAGGCACUACGCGUCGUUAUUCCAAUACAUCUGUGGAAAGCUCAGAGCGCGAACUAACUACACACACUGUUGUUAAUACGAGCAGUACUGCGACAUUGAGUGCAACUACAACCAGUCGCAGACUAUCUUUUGAGAGCCAAAGUGCUUUUGUGACCCCACUGUGCCUACCACCGGCACCACUUGUGGCGCCGCGCUUAAAACUACUCGGUAGUACGGAUGUGUCUGUGAGUCAACAACUCUCACAAUUACGACGAAUGUACGAUAUUGCAGCCACGAUACAAUACCACGAUGAGGACGGCGCUGACAGCGCGGACGAAGAGGUGAAAAGCUACUUUUGUGCGCAAGAGAAUGAGCAAAGUGAUAGCGGUGGCGGUACGCUGGAGAGUUCGUCACAGGAGGAUGAGCGCGCCGUAGAAUACUCCAGCGGUAGUUGGAGUCGUAUGAAGGCACAACGGACUAUUUGGAAGAUAGAGGCCGAGGAGCGAAAGGGAGAAUCAACAGUGCUGGACAAAGCAGAUCUGCCCAAAUCCAACAUAAUGAGCAUCGAGCUCCACUCACCACAGAUUUCGCUGGAAAAACGCGAUUCUUUCAAACGUACGCAAUCGCCGCCAAGAGCUAAGCCCAGAACUACUACGAGUGCUGUCCAUUCAAGCGAACAUCCCCGAGUUCAUGUGGCCACUACAGUCAAACAAGCCAUCGCUGAGCGUAGCAUGCCAACCGAACAGCAACGUGAAGCGCUUAAGAUUGUGAAAGAGGCUCGCGGUGCACGUAAAUUGCGCGAACACGAGCUCUCUUACUUCGGCGUACCGAAUGCGCAUAACCACAAUGUUCACGAAUCGAAAACGAAACUUCUACCGAAUACCAGCACUAACAUUGUGAGCACAUCAAAGCGUUCACUACCGUCACGUCAACGUUUAACCAUAAGCGGUAACGAAGAUACGAAGUCGAUGCGUCGACACGAAGCAAAAAAUGUAGAAACAACGACAGCAACAAAUGAAUUAACAGCAGAAACGAAAGCACAAACGACCACUAAGUGGCAAUUAUUGAAUGAUAAGCCCGAUCUACUACGACACAGUCCAAUUGCUGUUGAACCACAAUUGAUACGACGUACAGGGGAAGUACAGCCACGUGAACGUAACAGUUCCGUGGAGCGCAGUAAACGUGUGCCCCCAAAAGAAUUGAGGUUACAUGAUGAACAUGAUGAUCAUGACGAGCGUGAUGCGGAUAUUGGCGAUGAUGUUGAUAUUGAUGAUGAUGAUGAUGAUGAGGAGGAGGAUCACUACUAUGAGAAUAUAACAAAUGAAAUUACACCUGUGUUCAAGGUGAAAUCACCACAACCAUACGAUCGUAAAACGGAUGUGGAACGUGACGCCUUCCUAUUGAGUGAGAUGAAUGAAAAUGCCGAUCUAACUAUGAAGGCCCUUUCCGAUGAGGCUGCUCAUAAAGACCGGCGACGACGACGCUCCUCGCUCCAUAGACGCGAAUCCAAGCCACUGGAAACCAUCGAUGAAAAGAUGGUCGCCCAUAAGGCGAACGACUCAUGCAUUGCAGUGAAAAUGUCACGUGGCACAUUUGCAUCCGAGGCGAAACGCAAUCCACGUCACACAACAACUUCCCCAAACGUACCCGAAACACACACACGAGUGCGUACCUCAUCACAAUCGUCAGUGGAAAGUUGUCCGCGUGCACGUUCACGUUCGUUGUCCAGCGAACGUGAAUAUGAGAAUAUACGCACACCAAAACCAACGCGUACCGCGGCAACAUCGUCCACGAAAACGCUACCAAAAGCCACUGGAAAGCAACAUCAUCGUUCCAGUUCACGCGAAUCGCAACGCUCAGCACGUUUACAGUAUUCGUCCGGAGAUGAAGUCCACGUACGUGAGGAACAUCGUGUACGUAUGAAGAGUAAACGUAGCGCCAAUUCUACGAAUGCAACACCGAGUCGUAGUGGUGACAGGCGCAGCAAGAAGGAGAGUGUUGGGGAUCAACGUCAGCAUCUACAUCACUCCUCAACUAGCAGGGACGUGGAAAGGCGUCGUGCGGCCAGCAGCACUACGCAUGCCUCUCAGCGAGAGGAACGCGCUGAGUGCGCGACUGUGCCGCAACAGCAGCGCACCACAAGUAGUGGUCGCAGUAGCAGUAGUAAACGCCGUCAAGAGCACACGUCGAACAACAACACCAGCGGUGGUAGCGCUGAGCGUCACACCAACUCACGUACCGCCUCGGAAACGAAGCCACGCAGCGUUAAUGCCGGUGUGCGUCUAUUGCGUUCGCUACGCGGGCGUACGGACGAUAAUGCAGCGCACAGCACACAGCAUCGCUCGUCUGCCAGCGAACGUGAAAAGGGCGAACGUGAGCGGGAGAGGGCGCAUGAGAAAGAAAGAGAGAAGGAUAAGCAAUCUAAAUCGCGCGGUCACUCAACCAGCAAAACCCAGCACCACAACAGUAGUGAACACCAUCGUAUUGGCUGCACUGCCAUACACCAUCUCCCCGCACAAAGCGGCACAAUGUCCAGCAAAACACGCGAACACAAAAAAUCAUCCCUGGCUGGAGUACAGAAGCAACACGAACAAGCCGCAACAACAACACAUAGUAAAAGCUCGCAAAUUAUAAAUGGCCGACACACUGGGCACACAGAUGGGCAUCACAAGUCAAGCGAUCCGCCGCAAAUGCGCUCACGACAACAACACCAACACGAAAGUUCAACGUCGGCGCACAGAAAGCGUAGUGAGCAUACGGCAAGAGAGCGAAAGUGAGGCGUUAAAAAAUGCGCUUCAUGCCGAACGUGAGCGAAUAUUCGUCAACAAGAAAUGAGGCAGAAAGUAUGGAGUUAUUUCGGAAAGUGUAUGAAAAGCAUAGCGUGCUUUUUAGGCUUGCCUGUACUUUGUAUUAAAUAUUUAUACGAUUUAUUUAAACGUACGAUAAAUUUAGCGAAUAAUAAAAGGAGAAUAUGGCAAAAGGGUACUCCAAAGCGUUUUGUGAGUCCCGAAAAUUUUGAAUAUUCAUAAAUGUUGAAAGAAUUGCUUUGUGAAUAUGGGGUUUGAGCUCCCACAAAUUUGUUUUCGAUUUUUUCCUUGUUUUUUUUUUGUAAUUUUUAACUACAUAAAAAUAUGCAACUUUGUCAAUGAGAAUGACUUGAACUAAUUUCAGUGUUAACUAAGCAUACUAAGACUUAAUAAAUAUUAUAUUUUCUGCGGUAGAAAAUAGUUCCUCUUGUCUGCCACGCCGUUAAAUGAUUAUAAAUUAAAAUAUGCAAAAAGCAUUUCAUUGAUUUUCUCUAAUAAAAUAUAUUCACACACACACACACACCUACAUGUUAACCUACUACAUACUAAUAUAUUUUUUUUUUAGAUUUUAAGCAAAAACGAGUAUUAAAAAAUUGUUGACUUUUUAAAAUUUUUACUAAUUCUUACUAAAACAAUUUUUUGUAACUCACUUCCUACAACGAAACUAAGCGCACAUUAAUUAUUAUAAGUUAUUUGAUAUUCCAUAACCACAAAUGAUACUCAUAUUUUUUUCUUUCUUUGGUUCUUUUUUUUUUUUGAUUUUUAGUAAUAUAAGUUUGCUGCGCGUCAACUCGCAUUGUUGCGUUACAUAUCUUUUAAUUCAUUUUGCAAUUGGUUCGCUUUUUUUUGUUUUGAAAGAUUACAAUAUUUUAAGCAUUGAAUUGUCUUCUUGGUAAUUAAUAAAUAUUUUUAAAUAUUGUGAGCUCAUAAUAAUGCAUACAAUUUAUCGUAAAUUAUGAAUAAACUUUGU